Messenger RNA from Platichthys flesus (European flounder), 1083 nucleotides. Its product is annotated as olfactory receptor 7G1-like. The record is from RefSeq and is a predicted model, not a curated record. Bases 1 to 1083 code for a protein of 360 amino acids. Gene Ontology annotation, biological process: G protein-coupled receptor signaling pathway. Gene Ontology annotation, cellular component: membrane. NCBI's taxonomy places the organism in Eukaryota, Metazoa, Chordata, Actinopteri, Pleuronectiformes, Pleuronectidae. The transcript has a single exon. Gene Ontology annotation, molecular function: G protein-coupled receptor activity.
AUGAACUGCUCCUCAAACGACUCCUCCUCCGGUUCUCCCGGUGAGACGACCGCGGCCAACUGGACUCAACCGGUGGAUCGGACCUGGGACGUUUCCCUCUCUGAGAAAACUUCCCUGACUCUUUUCCUCCUGUUUCUGGUCUGUGCACUUUUUUCUUUGACGGCUAACGGACUGCUCUUCUUUCUGACAGUGAGAUGCAAGCAGCUCUGGCAGCCUCAGUACAUCCUGCUGAGUAACAUAGCCGCCUGUGGUUUUGGGAGGACCCUCAUCGCCACGUGUGUUGUGUUGUCGUCCGUUGUGCGUAAUCGGGCUCAGCUGUUCGGAAGCUGGUGCAUCGUACAGUUCUGUAUCUUGCGGGUUUUUUUCCUGAUGUCCCAGACAUCUCUGGCUCUCAUGGCCGUGGAACGCUACAUAUUCAUCUGCCACGGCAUCCACUACCUCAGGCUGAUCCACACCAGCAGCAUGCACAUCGGGUUGGGACUCCUCUGGCUGCUCAGCUGGGUGGUGAGCGUUCAUGGAGGGUUGGUGCUGAACCAGAUGAAGCUCGGCCUCCAGCAGCACACCAACCCGUUCCCGUGUGACGCCAUCUCCAUCAAGGAACUCCUAACCCCGGAAGAGAAUCUGCAGCUUUUCGUGCCCUCGUCUGUCAUCACAGCUUUCUGCAUCCUGACCACCUGCUGCUGCUACGGCUGCAUGUAUCGGGCGGCGCUGAGGGUGAGCGCGGCGCUUAAGUGUAAUAACCACCGGGCCAACUGCACCGUGGGACUUUACCUGCUCAUGCUUUUGCUGCAGACGCUGCCGAGCGUGUUUUUCAUCAUGCUCGUCGUGAUGGGGGAAACGAAGAGCCCCACCUUGAGGAUCCUCACACCCUUACUGACGCACCUGCUCUUCACGAUCCCCCCGUGCGUCACCGCAGCGUUCCUCCUCCUCCGCAACCCGCAGAUAAAGGAGCUGCUCUUUACCGUGUGCCGUCAGCAGUGUCCGUGGACAGAGGUGGAGGUUCUCCAGCAGGGCCCGGUGGAGCUCGAAGAGGAAAAUCCGGUUACACCACCCCCAUUACCAGGAAGCGCUCAGAGGACUUGA